Messenger RNA from Lycium ferocissimum, 503 nucleotides. RefSeq lists its product as uncharacterized. NCBI's taxonomy places the organism in Eukaryota, Viridiplantae, Streptophyta, Magnoliopsida, Solanales, Solanaceae. The coding region runs from base 1 to 372 and encodes 123 amino acids. The record is from RefSeq and is a predicted model, not a curated record. The transcript is spliced from 2 exons.
AUGGAAAAUCUCCAAAACAAGAAACUAGAUUUGACUCUGGAUCUGCCUUUAUAUGGAAGCACAAAUGCAUCCAAUAAGUCUCUAAUAUGGGACUGUGAAAGCUCCCUCUAUGACUCAUUUGAGUUGAAAUCUAUAGAGCGCCAACUCCAUUCGGCCUUGACUUCAAGAACACUCUCCUUGCCUCAUUUAUUGCAACCUCAACGCAUGUCCCCAAAAAAGAGUAAUUCUAAAAUCGCUAGAUCUUUCCAGAAGCUUCUUAAAUUUGUCUUCAGACACAAGGAAAACAACAAUCAUCAUCUUCCGGAGGUCCUCGAAUCAGAGUCGAAUUUAGAAGGUACAAAAAUAAUAAAGAAGUCACGUGCAAUUCAGUAAGUAUUGAAGGAAGCGACAUCAAAGGACUGAUUUGAAUAGACAAAAGAGGAUAGAAGGAAACAUCAAGACGUUAGAUGUGAGAACAUCGUGAGGGUAAAUAUCACUUAACAUUUAUUUUAAAAAUACAUAGC